This is a messenger RNA of Nematostella vectensis (starlet sea anemone), 1507 nucleotides long. RefSeq lists its product as uncharacterized. The record is from RefSeq and is a predicted model, not a curated record. The transcript has 3 exons. Lineage: Eukaryota; Metazoa; Cnidaria; Anthozoa; Actiniaria; Edwardsiidae. Bases 423 to 1268 code for a protein of 281 amino acids.
AAGGGGAAAUUAAAGGGAAUAAACUUCAUACUGGACUCACUUUAUUGUUGUCUGUUUGGGGGAUCUCGCCUGAGUAUUAUGGGCCCAUUUUACUUACCCGUUUUCCUUUCAGCACCCAUACAUGACGAGAGAAGAAGGGGCUUUCUUCUUCUCUCAAAUUCUCUUGCGUACUAGAAUAAAAACCGAGUGCUAGGGUUACCUGUGGUUCCGUGCGUUUGUAACGGCUUCGCACGCGCGCAGCCAGAUCCUAUGAAUCCGAUUGGCUGAAUCCUGUAUUUUGAACCAAUCAGAUGCUAACGCGCGCAUUACGUGAAAUGCAUGUCUUAUUCGUUGUCCAGAAAAUUCGUCUUGGCAACAAGAAAAACAGACGACUCGAGAUGAAUUCUUGAACGGAACUCUUCGUGAAAAGAAAAAUUUAGAUAAUGAAUAAAGUGACUUAUUCUUAUUUCUGGGUUGCCAUCGCGGCGUGCAACACAGGAAUGGUUGGAAUGGAAAGAGGAAGUACGGAAUUUUGGAGUACCAGGAGUAGCGUAUCGCCGUACUUUUUGUUCGUCGCCAAGAGAAUCGUCCAGAUCGUGUGCUUGACGCUGUACUUCAUCGCUUUUUACAAAUUCAUCAAGUAUACUCAGGGAUGGUGGUUACAGUGGAGAAUUGCACACAAACCCGGGUAUGAUCCAAGGGCAGGCCAUAUGGGCGGCAGCCGAAGACUAACUCCCGACACGAAACCACACUCUACCAAGCAAUCAACUACUCUGUUUCUCUACGGCACAGGUAACCGAAACACCUGCAUUGCCACCAUACAGAUCUUCUCUCGAAUUUGGAUCAAUUCUACCAAGUUCAGCGGUUUCUUGUCACGUGCGCAUGCUCCUAACAAUAAUCCUGUGCCGGGCAAACGCCGCACUCGGCAGAUUAUUUCUAUGGUUGCCAUGGACACGGAGCGCUGGCUAUUUCCAAGAGCAGCUUUCCGUGGAGCAAUAAAUAAUCAGAUUAUGGGGACCAGACUAAUGCAACCGCUGACAAGGACCGGCGGCGCAAGACUUUGCUCCUUCUCUGACUCAAGUCGGAACCAUUACCCUUCAAGCGUAGCGACAUUUAAACCAAACGUAGCUCUCGAGUUUGAUAUCGACAAAGACUUUGCGGAUGAUGCCCCUGUGAUGGGCCACGAUAGCUCGGAUGAUAAUGUGCCUGAAUGGGACUAUAUUAGGCCGGUGCUGUGUUGCGGGGGACUUGCGUUUGCUCUUUAUGUUGCAUACCGAUAUAUCAGAUAAUUAUAUAACAACAAUGAACGCUGCACGCUACUAACUAGACCAACAACGACAGUAUUGAAAAACGCAAGACUAGUUCCAGUACCGCGGUUAAACCAGCCUUUUUGUUUUGAAAUGGCGGCGUUUUACCGGCGAACUGUCACAUUUUGGCGAAUGCUAAGAAAACUAGAUAAAACCUAAGGCUAAAUUUUUCAUUAUGACUCCCUCAUUAUCAAGCAAAUUUGUCAUCUUUUGUAAAGUAU